CAAAUGUGGCACUUCUUGAGAUCUGAGUGCGUGUACGUUUUUAGUUCAGUCGUGAAAAAGUCAUCGAAGGCGACCAAUUAAGUGUACAAACUAAUUAAAUAGUUAUGAUGUUUGGGAUGAAAACUGCUGGUUUAUUUGUUGUGCUCCUCGGGAUUGUAAAGUUUGGCGAUUGUAUUAGAUGCUACGAAUGCAGCGCCACAUUAGGACCCCACGACAACGACCCCUGUUAUUACGGGGAUGAGAGCAGAUUGAGACGUGUCCACUGCAUCGGACCAUCAGUCUGCGGCACCUAUCACUACGAAAAGCAUUAUCCGAAUUCACCAACGGAAUACCACGUGACGCGGGGCUGCCAAUCGAUCGGUUACGGGUCCACGUGCGAGGACAUCUUCAACAAUCUCCGAGCGCAGAACGCCAUCCUUCCAGGACAACAUUCCUGCACCACGUGCAGCAACGAUUACUGCAAUUCUUCGAUAGGCCUCAGGUCCGGCACCGUUUUCAUUUUCGCGUUGCUAUUUCAGUUUUGGAGGCUGUUGCGGUAUGAGUAAUCUGGUGUACGUAAAAACACUACCUUUUCCUCACAUCGUUAGCAAUUGUUGUUUACGUAACCCAGUUUCGGGUGUAAUUGGUGUUGCGUAAUUUCAUGUGUUCGUAGUUUUAUUAUUUUGAAUAAAAUUUUAUUACUUUAACGCUUUUACUUUAAUUAAUGUGCUGCGAAAUGUUUAGUUCUUUUAUGAAUAAAAAUGUUUAGGUUAUAUACGUACUUACAUAAAACAAAUUUGAACCAUAUUGAUACAUUUAUUAAAACAAACACUGCCGGGUCCACCCCCUCGUGAACCACAUAAAUUAGUCAAUUAAAAAAGUGCUAAUAAAUAGUGUGCACAUUAAUUUUAACGAGUGACAGAACCACAACCAAAUACUUUUUUGUCGGAUUAUUCCG
Molecule: messenger RNA, 937 nt
Organism: Aethina tumida (small hive beetle)
Lineage: Eukaryota; Metazoa; Arthropoda; Insecta; Coleoptera; Nitidulidae
Exons: 3
Coding region: 105-545 (146 amino acids)
Source: RefSeq, a predicted model, not a curated record